UCAUUAUUAGAAAGUGCAGCAACUCUCAUUAAAGGACGCGUGUCCACACAAGCACACGCACACACGCAUGCACUUGAAGCAAAGCAUGGACAGAGCCAGGCGAGCACGUGUUCACACAUUAUUCUGGCCACACAAGGUCCACACAAAAUUCACACAAACUAUUUGCACUGAAUGUACCGUGAUGGCAGUCUAAGAACCAGGUAGGUGAGAUAUGUAACACCUGAAAACGAUGUUACUUGCAGUCAAAAUGGUGAAAGCAGUUCCAGGCUGUCCUGAAGGUGUUUGUGGAGAAUUUCGGAGAAUGACAGGCUCAGCAAUCCUCCUGACCCAAACAUUUUUCUCUGGAGCAAGGUUCCUGGGCGGAGGCCUCUGUGUGUUUUUCUGGGGACUGUUCACAGACUACUGGGCAGACGGUGGGGUUAACUACUAUGGUCUGUGGUACUACUGCAGCCCCAGGUGCGAGAAACAUCCCCCGGCCAUUACACAAGACUGGAUAUUCUUGACGCGGGCCAUGGAAGAGACGGCGUCGCUGCUGUACGCCACAGCUGUACUUACACUUGUACGCCGGAUGUACUGGGGCGCCACCUAUGACCUGACGCACGUGCUGGGGCCUGUAGGCCGUCUCGACAUCCUCAUCGUGCUAGGCGCUGUCCUCAGUCUCAGCGGAGGCUGCUACUUCUACUUCAGCAUCAGUUACCCGCACAGCGUCUCCUGGUCGUGGAUGGCGGCCGUGCUGGGGUCUCUGUCGGCUCUGGCAGGACUCAUCACCUGCAGGACUGACCAGUUUCUCCAGGUGCUGGAGUAUUUGCGACGCACUUCCGGUCCUUCAUGAGCUCUCAAGCGUCCUCUCACCUACCUACUACGCGCCAUGAGCUCAUGUGUAGUCCCGUCACGCAUGCGCAAUCAAGGGCGGAAGCUGUCCUCACCUUUGUCCAAUGAAGUGUCUUUUAUUUGAAGAUAAAACUGAUGUCUAGGCAAAGAUGCUUAUGUGAUUUAAGACAAGUCCUGCACUAGAGAGCUUGCUUGUUUCUGUGAGACAAGUCCAGUGUUGCAGGUUGCUUGUGUGACUGCAAAGCAAGUACAGUGUUACAGGUUGCUAGGUUGACUGUAACAAAAUACAGUAUUAUAAGUUGUUUGUGAGAUAGCAAACCAUUUCUUGUUCAACAGGUUGCUCGUGUGACCGUGAAGCAAGCCGAGCUCUAGAGAGGUUCGUGUGAGCUUUAACCAAGUUCUUUUUCUAUGCUGCUUGCAUGAUUGUGAAACAAGUUCAGCCUUCCAUGACAUUUGUGUGAAGGUGGAAGAAGUUUAGUACUACAGACCAAAUGUCCCUUUGUUUCCCUUCACUGUUCUGUACAGACUGGCUCUAUUCACAGGUUUACAUGAAACAAAAUAGUUUUUCGUUUUCAGCCGUGCAUUGUCAUAAAGCAAGUCCGUUGGACUGGUUCAUCGGUUCAAAUGUCGAUGGCUAUAUUUGCCAGUACAACCUGUACAUUUCUAGCAGUGUUAGUCAUUAAGUACACUGAUCUGUGGGACUGAUUCACCAGUGCAACUAUUUUUGCUGGAACAAUCUGUACAUCUGGCAAUGCGAUGUCAUAAAAUAAAUCAACUACUCACCCUGGUGUUGUGCCUUCGGGAGAAUGUUUGUUUUGCUGAAAAUUUAAAGAGGCUUUAUGACCAUACCUAUAAAUCGACAGGAAGUGAAGUAGCAUUUGUAUGUCGUCAAGAAAUGUGAGGAGAUCGGGACUUCAACUUUAACUUUUGCUCCAAUUUUGUCUCAAACAUAUCUACCCCGCUUACCGUACGUUGAUAAAUUAGUUGCAGACGACAGAGACUGUACGUGGAUUAAAAAUAUACUUUAAUAAAUCGGAAAAAUACUUUGAUAUAAUAUAUUUCAAUGUUUAAUGAACUAAAUCUGUUGUCCUUUUCUCUGUCAGUCUGACUGGCUUCGCUAACCAGUCCGCCCUGUGUUUGUAAGGCGCAACGCUCACCUCUCCUUUU
Messenger RNA from Pomacea canaliculata, 1998 nucleotides. RefSeq lists its product as uncharacterized. The transcript has 3 exons. The record is from RefSeq and is a predicted model, not a curated record. Lineage: Eukaryota; Metazoa; Mollusca; Gastropoda; Architaenioglossa; Ampullariidae. The coding region runs from base 230 to 832 and encodes 200 amino acids.